AGAGUGGUGUGUGUGCGGUGCGGAAGGUGCGCGGGGUGCGGCGGUGAGUGCAGAGUGUGCGGUGCAGGGUGUGUGCGGUGCGGGGUGUGUGCAGUGCGCGGUGGGCGGUGCGCGGUGUCCAGCGCAGAAGUCGGAGGAGCCGCUGCUGCCCCUCGGGACCGGGCACGGUCGGGAACAAACACGGCCGGGCAGUGCGAGUGUCACAGACAGACCUGUCUGAUUUGGAAGUGGAAUGUUGGUUUCUAUUCAGAAUUCACAUCGUUGCUGGAAAGACAUCUUUGGAUUUGUUUAGAGCGGAAGGUGACGUUUCUGCAUUGGGAAGAAGUUCCUGCGACAGCAGCACAGGAUGGUCAGGCAGCCUGCCUGAGCCCAGAGCUCACCUGUGAAGUUCUUGCUCUUCCUGCUGUGUGAGAGAGUGUGUGGUCCCAAAUCAGCCCCUUUCUGACACACCAUUGGUAUUGCUCCUCAGCAUGGAAAACUGGGGUCAACCUACCAUGCCUUGCUCACUGCUCCAGCCAUCCAAGUCACAGGUGACAGGGUUUCUUGAGGAGUUUGACCGUUACUCUUCCAUGGCCAAACUCAUGUCCAUCUACCACGCGACAAACAGGAGCAUCUUCAACUGGACAGAGAGCCGCAUUGUUGAGUGGGAGAAAUUUGCUGAGCUGGCUAAAUAUGAGCCAGAAUCCCAGAAGCCAACAGUGAAAGCGCUGCUGAUCGUGGCCUACUCGGUCAUUAUCGUCAUGUCUCUCUUUGGGAACAUGCUGGUGUGCCACGUGGUGCUGAAGAACAAGAGGAUGCACUCAGCCACCAGCCUCUUCAUCGUCAACCUGGCAGUGUCAGACAUCAUGAUCACGCUGCUCAACACACCUUUCACCUUGGUCCGCUUUGUGAACAGCACGUGGAUCUUUGGGAAGGCCAUGUGCCACAUCAGCCGCUUUGUGCAGUACUGCUCCCUGCACGUGUCCACGCUGACCCUGACGGCCAUCGCCCUCGACAGGCACCAGGUCAUCCUGAACCCACUGAAGCAGAGGAUGUCCCUGACAAAGGGAGCUCUGAGCAUCUCUGUCAUCUGGCUGAUGGCAACCUGUUUCUCCCUGCCCCAUGCUGUCUAUCAAAAGCUUUUCCAGUAUAACUACAGGGAAGCCACCGUCCGGAGUCUGUGCCUCCCUGACUUCCCUGAGCCUGCAGAGUUGGUCUGGAAGUAUCUGGACCUGUCUACCUUCCUCCUUCUUUACCUCCUGCCCCUGCUGAUCAUCACCGUCACCUACCUGCGCCUGGCCAAGAAGCUGUGGCUGCGCAACGCCAUCGGGGACGUCACCACGCAGCAGUACGUCACCCACCACAGGAACAAGAAGAAGAGCAUCAAGAUGCUGAUGCUGGUGGUGGUGGUCUUUGCAGUCUGCUGGUUCCCCCUGAACUGCUACGUGGUGCUGAUCUCCAGCCUGGGCAUCAGGACCAAGAACUCGCUCUAUUUUGCUCUGCACUGGUUCGCCAUGAGCAGCACCUGCUACAACCCCUUCAUCUACUGCUGGCUGAACGAGAGCUUCCGCGCGGGGCUGCGCUCCCUGCUCUGCAUCUGCCACAGGGUGCCCCAGCCCCGGGAGCAGGCGCUGCCCCCCAGGGCCCUGUCCUGCCGUGAGGCGUGGCUGGAGCAGGCCAGGUGCAGGAAGGGACCGGCCUGCCAGGCCAGCUGCUCCGCCAGGAACCUCCCGAUGGCCAGCACGGACCUGUGAGCUGGGGGAGUCACCUGGUGUGGGAGGCACCAAAGGGCAUCUCCCAGGCUCUCCUCAGGAGCCAGCAUGGCUGCUCUGUUGUUUUACUGCUGAUUUUUUGGCUUGUCUUACUAUAGCCCCUCCUCUGCUUGGCAUGGUGGGCACACAGCCUCUCCAGCACCAGUAAAACCCACGCUGCAGCUGGCCCAGGGGGCAGGAAUAUGUACAGGGGACGUGGAGCUUCUCAGACAUCGUGAUCUGCUCUCAGGGUUUCCCAUUCAUUGCUAUCAGAGGGAGUGGACCCAGGUUUCUGUCACUGGCUGUAACACGUGCCAAAACGUGGGGCUCUGCACAGCAGCAGGAACAAAUCCAUGAUGACAGCUGUUUGAAGGAAGGACUUGGACAUACAGAUGAACUCCAUCCACAGGGAGCCUCACCAGUUAGUGUAUAGCAAAGCCUCCAGCAGAGUGGGAAGGAAAAGGACAGAAAGGAGGGGGAUCCUUGCUUCAGGCUUCACUUGACCCCAGCUGGGCACCUUGGGUGGGCACUGCAGUGCCUGCACCAGAAGAAAACAGCAGAACACAAGGAGUGGCAGCAGGAGUGGGUGAAUACUCUGUCCCUGAGGCACUUUGCUUGGAGCUCACCAUUAUUGAACAUGGGAAUUCAAAGCUGUCUGUGCUGGUUGCCAGCGCUGUGCUCCCUCAGUGUACACAAGGGUUUGUUUUCAGUCAAAAAACAUCACUGUGAGUUUCUCAAAAUGUUAAGAUAAUCUCUAAUUAAUAAGCAUCACCUCAUUUAAUUAGUUAAAGAAGCUAUAAUUUGUUUUUUUACUGUUCCUCACUAGCUUUUGGUGAGCAGCUGUCAAACUGCCAUGUACUUUCUUUAAUAUUUAUUAGGUUUGUUUUCCUUCCUUUCUUUCUUUAAAUGGCUGAAUAACCUUUUUCUGGAGGAGUCUAAGCCCUUACUCCAAAGAAGGGGUCUCUCCACACUCCCUGGAUCUUCUGCUAAUCCCUGUAGUUAUCUAUCUCUUGCUGUCAGAAAUAACCUGGCUGGUUUUCCUUGGAUCUGUCGAUCGCAGCAUCUCCUCAUUGCUGAAUUUUUCUCCCCUAAAUGGGCAGGAUGCAAGAGCUGACUGUAUCGAAUCUCUGUAAUGGCUCAGCUAUCUGGACUGAUAAUUAUCAAUGCCUGAGUGAGAUUCAGAGCUUCACACACUUCAUCCAGUGCCUCAAGGUUCCUGUGUCACUCGAGGAUGCCCUGACUCCCAGCAGCUCUCAGGCAAACACAGAAUGCACAAUAUAUAUAUAUAAAAAAGUAUAACUUGAGUGUUGUUUGAUCAGUGCCUGGAGGGCAGGAGGCUGCAUCUCUGCUGGACUCCAAGCCAGGCUCUGGAAAAGGGAAUCUCUGAAAUUCAGCUUCUGCUGGGUCUGAGUUAGCUCAGCACAUAAAUAGCUGCUUAAACAUUCCUUAUAAACAUUCCUCAAUCUGUCUCCAUCCCGCCGGGCACCUGUGGAAAUGUCAUCCUGAGCUGUGCUGGGAUCCCAGGAGAGCUCCCAGGGACAGGAGCAAGGCUGUGCUCAGCUCUGCCCAGACAGGGCUGCUGGGGCAGCACCACCAGAGCUCUUUGCUCCCUGCACACCAGCCUGGGACCCCAGAGGAGUGCAGGGUGCCAGGAGAACCCUCUGCCAUCAGGAGACCCCUCCCUAUUGAUGCAGGCAAAGCCCCCCGGGAGGCAGAACCGAGGGUGAGUUUGGAGGGCAAAUGACUGAAACACUGAGUCACCACAAGUCUACUCCCGGGGAAACUAUUUGAGCACACAGAAAUCAGCGUGCAAAGAUCCAGCGAGACAUGUCUGAGUGAUUAACAGCCCGAAUUUAUUAAGGUUAGCUCAUGCCAAAUGCAGCAGAGUUCCUUCAGCAGAGUUGCUGAUGAAGACGAUAACAGGGAGCGCAGCGCAGGGGAUACCUGAAUUCCAGAGACAAAUCCUCUUAUAUAGCCCCACCACAUAAUGAACAAAGAAACCACAACAUGCCAACUAGAUUAACAAAAAGCUAGCAGAAAAACCCCCACAAUGAGUCAGAAAAUUAGCUCAGGAAGGAGAAACAGAAUACAAUUAUCAUCACUUAGCUCUUCAAGUGGAAAACAGCACGGAGGGGCUGGCCAAAGCACGCUGCAGGGAUAAGGGGGAAUGUCCUCAGUUAAAUCCAGCUUGAGCCCUGAAUGUUGGGGUGUAGGUGGGUCAGAGUCAAACCAUCAUAACUCAGCAUCUUAGGUCAAUCACAGAGCAGGGGAGGAAGAGGGAGGAAGGAGCCUGGCCCUUACCUGGGAGCCUGGAUGUGAGGGCACACCCCGAAUUCCCGUGUGGGAGAGGAUGUGCAGCCGCCCUGUGCCCCAGGCAGCAGCCAAGGCUCUCCCUGGAGCAGGACACACAGCUCUGCUCUCUCACUGACUGUGGAGACAGCCUGCCUGCCCCCCAAGGAUGCCACCUGCCCCCACAGAGCCCACCUGCCCCCCAAAGGAUUCACCUGCCCCCCAAAGGAACUCACCUGUGCCCACAGACCCCGCCUGCUCUCCCCCGCUGCUCCUCCCUCCCCACCCCUGCUCUGCGGUGGGCAAAGGAACGUGUCUGAUCUCCCAGGCUUUGGAGCAGCCCAGGCAGGAGUAGCAGCAAGUGAGGACAGGUUUAGCACCAGGCACGGGCUGCAGACAGCGCUUGGUUUGCAGACUGAUGGCAUUUCACAGGCUGCCCUGUCCCACCAGUGCUCAGCAGAGAUCCCCACCCCAGUUCCAGGGUCUGCUCCCAAACUGCUCCCCUGAGGUGAUAUCAGAGCACUCCCAGAGCCUGGCUCAGUCCAGUCUGAGCUGAGCAGGUACAUUGGAGGUGUCCCCUUGCCCAGAUGUGCUGCAGAUGUUGGGGUUCUGCACUGCAGCAGGGCUGAUGUUCUUUGAGGUCCCUGAUGGGAUGGGGCAGGGGGCAGCAGCAGGAACCCAGGGCUGCUCUGAGCAGCCAGAGCAGGCAGAGGUGUGGGUGCUGUGCCUGGGGCUGUGCUGGAGCCAGCCCUCCCUCGGGAGCUCACAUGGAGCAGAUCAAAAGCACCUCUUGCCCCGCUCCCCAUCCCUGGUGUUUUGUUGUUGUUUGCCCUGGUAAUAAGGGCUGAAUUAAUGCACUUGGUCCUUGAUUGAUGUUUCACUCCCCCAGCAGCCCACGCUGGCUGAUGCUGCUCAGUUCAGUAGUGCCAAAUUGUAGAAGUGGAGAGCAGCUGUCACUUAGCCAGACGUGAGAAGGCAAAAAUAGUAAUAAACACCCUCAAAGCCACAGGCUGAGCUCUGCAGGAACCUGGUCUGCUUGUACAACAUAAUAUUCUGUCACUUGAAGAGACUUCUCCAUGGCAGGCCCAUAAAAGUCUCCUUGGCAGAUGAGACCAGACUAAUUGCUUUAUAAAAUCAGAUGAAUGGAGCAUCUAAUGCAUCUGCUGGAGACAAAGCCAAUUGCUUUAUGGGGCACUGUAAGGGGCAAGUACAGGGAGUGGCCCCAUUAAUGGAAUUCCUGCUCAUUACUUCACAAUUAAUGGGGCUUCAGAGCAUAUAAAGGUUUAGAUCCUCGAUAUCAUUCCCACAUGCUUGCAUUGCAUACAUCUGCAUCCCAUCCAUGCUGUGUCCUGCAGGCUGUGGGACCUUGGUGGUCUCCUGUUUCCAAAAUUUCCACCCUGCAGUUGGUGGAGCUGACAGCAACAACAGGGAUUUUCAAAGCCUCAUUUUGACCAUUUCUUCCUACAGCACUGCAGAAGUCAAUUCCAUUUCAAGCCCACACUUGGAGCCAAGCUGAACGCCACCAUCAGUGUGAUUCCAGGUGCCCAGACUGUGUGUACUGUUAGGAUAUAAUUUAUGACACCUAACAAAAAUGAUGGCAGCAAGUUUCAGAGCAGCAGAUUUUGUUCCUAUUUUUGAGACAGACAAUGUUUUUUUUGCAGCCACAUCCUGCUUCAGGCAGUUUUCCACAGGAAUUAAGCAAUCAAUUAAUCAAUGGCCUUAACAUUUUGCAGCUUUCUGCUCCUUCCACAGCUUAUUUUGACCUUUUACUGGUGAUACAUGCCAAACAUGGCAGAAUUCAGAGCACAAGGAGUGCCUGGAUCACUUCCACGAUGGAUUUACCACAGUUCCAUCAGUGGGGAGUUGCAGUAGGCUGGGUGGCUCUGGGCUGUUUUGGACAGUUUCAUUUGCUUCUGAACUGUGAUACACUGCUCAGACCUUUCACAUUCAGGUUAAUAAACCAAGUCUUUCCUAAAGGCUGGAAAGGAAUUGAGUUUUAGUUUUUAGCAUUACAGUUUUACUUUCACAGUACAUGGUCGUUCCUGAACUCCUCUUCACAGUUCAGUUAUUUAAGUGUUUGUCUCCAUUUCCCACCCUGUUCUGGAAUUAAACCCACCAGUUGCUCGUGCUGAGGAGCAGUGACUGAUGCUGACUGUUUCCUCAUGGAGAUGGCAAUGGCUGCACUCCAAAUAAAGUCUUUAUUUCAGUG
Messenger RNA from Melospiza melodia melodia, 6228 nucleotides. Its product is annotated as G-protein coupled receptor 83-like. NCBI's taxonomy places the organism in Eukaryota, Metazoa, Chordata, Aves, Passeriformes, Passerellidae. The transcript is spliced from 6 exons. The coding region runs from base 471 to 1733 and encodes 420 amino acids. Gene Ontology annotation, biological process: neuropeptide signaling pathway. Gene Ontology annotation, cellular component: plasma membrane. The record is from RefSeq and is a predicted model, not a curated record. Gene Ontology annotation, molecular function: neuropeptide Y receptor activity.